GUUCUGUGACAAUUCUGUCACUGUCCUGUCAUAUUUAUUUACAUAAUGGCAAGCCGGAGUUGUUUGUUUUGAUUGUUAUUUAGUGCAACAAAGUGGUAGCCGGUGGUUAUUUCCACCUUUAACACUAGUGGGUUGUGACCAGUACAAGUGAACAGUUUAUUUAACUCGAGUAAACCAAAAUGGGACGUAGAAAGUCAAAGAGAAAGCCAGCUCCGAAGAGGAAAGCCGUGGAGCCCCUAGACCAGCAAUUCAACUGCCCAUUUUGCAACCAUGAAAAGUCGUGUGAUGUGAAAAUGGAUAAGGGUCGAAAUACGGCACGAAUAACGUGUCGAGUUUGUUUAGAAGACUUUCAAACGACUAUAAACUUUUUAUCAGAGCCACUGGAUGUGUAUAAUGAUUGGAUAGACGCGUGUGAGUCUGCAAAUUAAUGUAUAAGUUUUUUAUUGUAUAGUUUAUGAUUAGUGUUUCACUUUAUGUGUUUUAACGUUUAAUCAGUUUAGAUUUAAUCAUGAAAUUAAUUGGUUGAGCAUUUUAACAUUAAAACGUUUUGUAAAAAACGUGUACUUUAGGUAAUGUGUAAUAAAAAAUACACUAAU
Messenger RNA from Zophobas morio, 596 nucleotides. RefSeq names its product transcription elongation factor 1 homolog. Gene Ontology annotation, biological process: transcription elongation by RNA polymerase II. Gene Ontology annotation, molecular function: RNA polymerase II complex binding. The record is from RefSeq and is a predicted model, not a curated record. Lineage: Eukaryota; Metazoa; Arthropoda; Insecta; Coleoptera; Tenebrionidae. The transcript has 2 exons. The coding region runs from base 180 to 428 and encodes 82 amino acids. Gene Ontology annotation, cellular component: transcription elongation factor complex.